Molecule: messenger RNA, 2682 nt
Organism: Labrus bergylta (ballan wrasse)
Lineage: Eukaryota; Metazoa; Chordata; Actinopteri; Labriformes; Labridae
Gene: jakmip1
Product: janus kinase and microtubule interacting protein 1
Molecular function (GO): microtubule binding; kinase binding; GABA receptor binding
Source: RefSeq, a predicted model, not a curated record
UGUUCACGUCGACAUAGUUUCAUUUAUUUAUAUAUAUAUAAAUAUAUUCACUCAUGUGGAUGUAAUGUAUGGGAACGGAUGACGUCGCUCGUGUGUUUGUGUGGGCGUGGAAAGAGAUGUCAGUGUGCGGCGCGAGAGCAGGACGAGAAGCCUGCAGCUGAUUAAAAGCCAGAGAGGAAAUACAACUUUAACCGCUGGAAAAUACGUGUGAUAUCCGAGGAAUAAAGUUGUAAAUGGUCGCUGUUGACAGAGCAGGGCAUCUGGAGGUGUGUUAACAUCGCCCCACAUCGCAGGAAGCCCAGCCUCUCUCCCUCACUGGAUGUUGAAGCAAGCCAGGCAGCGGCGUUUCUACAUCAGGCCACCGGUGCUCACCCACUGGAACCUCCAUUUCAGAGAGUCCCAACAACCAAAAGCAAUGAUGUAGACUUUAGAACGACAUAAUGAUGAUGACGACACUGACGCAGGGCCUCGCAGGGAGGAGGAGCAGCGACUGAUUCUCUCCUCCUUUACACCACACCUGGCACUCUAUGUCCGUCCUGAUUGGGCGGCCAGAGUACUAUGUCAUCAGCCACACCCCCUGCGGCCCCGCCCUUUAAAAAGGGAAGGAAGCCGGAGAAGUCGGAGGUGAUGGCUGACUCUGUGCAGGCCACCAAUGAGGAGCUGAGGACCAAAGUCAUGGAUGUCCAGAUUGAGCUGCAGCAGGAGCGAGGCAAGAUAUGCAAGCUCCGUGAGAGGCUGCAGGAACAGCGGCAGGCGCGGGAGCUCGAGCAGCACAAACAUGUUGUAGCGGUCACCGACCUGCGCGCCAAACUCCACGAAGAGAAGCUCCGUGAGAUAGCCGCUGUCCGCGAAGGCCUGGCGCGGCAGCAUGAAGUCGAGCUGGCCCGGUCCAUCAAGAUCCGGGAUGCAGAGGUGCAGAGGCUCCAGGGGCUUGUAAACGCACUGAGAGAUGGAGCUGCUGACAAGCUUAAAAAUGCUCUUCUCGGAGAGGCUCGGGAGGAGGCCAGGAGAGCGUUUGAUGGGGAAAGGCUGAAGCUACAGCAAGAGAUCCAGGAGCAAAAGACAGCCAGGAAGCAGGCGGAAGAGGCGCUUGCACAUGCUCUGCAGGCGGAUAAAGCCAAAGCAACAGAUCUGCGCACAGCCUACCAACAGCACCAGGAUGAGGUGCACCGUAUCAAACGGGACUGUGAGAGAGACAUCCGUAGACUGAUGGAUGAGUUGAAGUCGAAGGACCGGGUGGUGGGUGCUCUGGAGAGGGAGCUGGGGCUGCAGGCCGGCUAUGCUCAGAAGCUUCAGCUUCAGAAGGAAGCCCUGGAUGAGCAGCUCGGGCAGGUACGAGAGGCCGAGAGGUACAACCAUGGCAGCCCCAAGAGGGAGGUGGUGCCUGGGCUGGGGGACCAACAGGACCUGCUCAACAACCAGGAGGUAGAGGAGCGUGACAUGAGGAGGUUCCAGCUGAAGAUAGCGGAGCUCCACUCAGUCAUCAGGAAACUUGAGGACAGAAAUGCACUGCUUGCUGAUGAGAGGAAUGAACUAGUGAAGCGGGUGCGAGAGGCAGAGAGCCAAAUGAAGCCAAUAUUUGAGAAGAACAAAAGACUGUCAAAGAAGAAUGACGACCUCCUACAAACGCUUCAACGCAUGGAGGAGAAACUGAAGACCUUGAGUCGAGAGAACGCUGAGAUGAAGGAAAAAGCCUCGUCCUCUCGCCCCCCCUCACAACAGCAGUCCAUUCAGCCACAGCUAAAGCGUCCCAGCUCCCUGACAGACCUGAGCCACGCCCAUGAGGAACAGGAAGUGGAGUUCCUCAAGCUGCAGGUUGCUGAGCAACAAGGCAUCAUUGACGAGCUUGUGCAGGAACGUGACCGGUUGGUCAUGGCCAAAAAAACCAGAAGGAAACCUCUCAAACUGUCGAAAAGGCAUGUUGUGGAGACGUAUUUUGGAUUUGAUGAGGAGUCGAUCGACUCUGAGACCUCUUCUAUGACUUCCUAUAAUACUGACCUCACUGACCGCACGCCUGCAACCCCAGAGGAGGAUUUGGAAGACACUGUUACCCGUGAAGAGUCAGAGCUUCGCUUCCGUCAGUUGACCAGAGAGUACCAGGCUCUCCAGCGGGCCUACGCCCUCCUACAGGAGCAGACAGGGGGCUCUAUGGAUGCUGAGAGGGAGGCCAGGACACGCGAGCAGCUGCAGGUGGACCUAUGCAGCUGUCAGGCCAAAAUCAUGGACCUGGAGAAGGCCCUGGCAGAAAGGGGGCAGGAUUCAAAGUGGGUCGAGGAGAAGCAGUACUUGCUCAGGACCAACCAAGAUCUUCAUGAGAAGAUGUGUGCGUUGCAGCGGACAGAGACACGUCUGCAGGCCGAGGUUCAGGAUGCCCGGGAUCAGAAUGAGCUGCUGGAGUUCAGGGUGCUUGAACUGGAAGUAAGAGAAUGUACCAGCGUCAUACUGUCACCAGGAAGCGACAACAACAACAUCAGUUCCAAACUCAAGACUUACAUACAGUGACUCAGCACAUAGACAAACAUACUAUGUACACGUACCUGAGUCCUCUGUAUGCAUCUGUGUGUUGCAUUGUUUUGCAUGGCAGCUGUGUGUAUACCCCGUCCUCUGAACUGGAAUAUUUUUUUAAGAAAGUUGUGUUAAGAUAAAUAUGAUUUUAAAUUGAAUAAAAUGUAUUUAAGUUGA